AUGCGCGUGGGGCUGCAUUCUGGACCAGUGACCGCCGGAGUUCUGAGGGGGCAGAAAUCUCGUUUUCAGCUUUUUGGUGACACGGUGAACACGGCGUCUCGAAUGGAAUCCAAUGGACUACCACAUCGCAUCCAUGUCUCUCAGGAAACAGCUGAUGCUCUUCGUGCCAAGGGCAAGGGAAUGUGGUUGACAACUCGUCCGGACAAGGUCCAAGCUAAAGGCAAGGGACUUUUGCAGACCUAUUUUGUAGACACAACAUCUAAGUCCAGGUCGGUUGUUUCGGCGUUGACCCUUGGAGAAACAACAAUUGCCUCGGGGGACAACAUGGACAACACGAGUCAUGCCAGUGGCAGCACUGAGAACGCUCCUCAGCACAGCGGUUUACCGGAUGACCUGGCAGGGUUCACAAUAGACGGUGCCGGAGCAGUGCGUGCCAACGAGAACAACAACCAUGAUGGUGAUAGUAUCAGUCGAGGAGAUGAAACACAAAGCACUGCUCCACAACGUGACACAUUCUGUGACGAGUUGCCAGGGAAUUCCAUCCAGACCGAGACCGAGGUGUGA
Molecule: messenger RNA, 564 nt
Organism: Seminavis robusta
Lineage: Eukaryota; Bacillariophyta; Bacillariophyceae; Naviculales; Naviculaceae
Source: the annotation of a GenBank genome assembly